AUGCGCGUCACUCUUCAUCAACUCAUAGUCUUAUGCUUUGGAUUUAUGGCCAUUGCUGCCCCUCUCAGCCAUCCUGACUCUCUUACGAUCAGAUCAAAAGAUGGUGAUGAGUUUGUGAGAUGGCCUGACAACGCUAUUGAUACGAACGGGCUAUCUGUUGCCGCAUACCAAGGGGACUAA
This is a messenger RNA of Botrytis byssoidea, 180 nucleotides long. RefSeq lists its product as uncharacterized. NCBI's taxonomy places the organism in Eukaryota, Fungi, Ascomycota, Leotiomycetes, Helotiales, Sclerotiniaceae. The record is from RefSeq and is a predicted model, not a curated record. Bases 1 to 180 code for a protein of 59 amino acids. The transcript has 3 exons.